AUGUCAUGUCAACCUCGUGGAGAAGACAUAAAACCAUGCACUACUGUUAAACGUUGCGGUUUGGAUGAAUGUUUCGCGAAAGCUCCACCUCCUCCGAAAAUUAUAUAUUUACCCGUGUCUAACAAAGGAUGUUGUAAAUGUAAACCUAAGAAAAAGUGUUUACCGAAAUGUAAACCAUGUUGUCCAAGUAAGAAAUGCUGCCCUUGUUGUUCCAAUGAACAAAAGAAAAUAUGUAAAUCAACGUGUAAGACACUUAAUUCGAAUUUUGCUUGCAAAGUGGAGACUAUGGGAUCUAAAUUGAGAAUUACAAUUUAUAAACCUUCAAAUACUACCGAUUGUAAACCUAUUUGCUCUUCGCCGCAACUAGAAGUACGUGAUUGUCGAGCUGACGCCUGUGAAUCCGAUUCAACUGUGUGCAAAUCCAAAAAGAAGAAGAAGAAGAAGAGGAAGAAGUGUUGUUGUAGUAUUUGUCAAAGUCAGAAGACGAGUCCUUAUGAAUCAACUUCAACUGUAUGCAAAUGCAAAAAACAGAAAAGGAAUACCAACGUUUCUAAAUCAAGAUGUACUUGCUUGAAACGUGUUCCAAUUUCUCACGAAUCUGCUCCGAGUAUAUGCAGAACUAAAAAGAAAAAGAGAAGUAUCCAAGUUUCCAAAUCUGCUUGUAAUUGUACCAAAAACGAUGUUUCCACUUGUGAAUCGCUAACCAAAGUUUGUAAGCCAAUAAAGAAGAAAAGAAGUAAUAUACCCGGUUCUUGCUCUGGAUAUAAGACACCUCUCAUGACUGAAGUUUUCAAAACUAUGAAUAACGCGAAAUGCCUUAAAUCUUCCUCCUCUUCUGAAAUAGGUCGAGUAGAUGUUUGUGAACCUUCAAUAUUACGAUGCCUAAAAUUGAAGAAACCACGAGAAAUUACGAAAUAUCCGAUAAAAAAAAAUAAUUUCAAAUGUAAAAACAAAUUUACCGAAGCAUCUUUGUGGACAGUGUUCCAAUAA
This is a messenger RNA of Diorhabda sublineata, 990 nucleotides long. RefSeq names its product keratin-associated protein 10-11-like. Lineage: Eukaryota; Metazoa; Arthropoda; Insecta; Coleoptera; Chrysomelidae. The transcript has a single exon. The record is from RefSeq and is a predicted model, not a curated record. Bases 1 to 990 code for a protein of 329 amino acids.